AGCGUCCCGCGCACACACCGACUCAAACACCUCUGAGGCGCGUCAAAGCGUUUGUGUCUUCUCCUGAAAUCCCAUUUGUGGAGUUUAACGGCCAAUCUGUCGUCCUUCACAUAUUCGAUCAAUGGCUUUCAUCAUGAUGAAAAAGAAGAGGUUCAAGUUUAAAGUUGAUGUGGAGCUGGAGGAGCUGUCAUCUGUCCCUUUCGUGAAUGGAGUUCUGUUCUGCAAGGUUCGACUGACAGACGGAGGCUUUUCAGACGAGUCUUCGAGAGAGCCAGUUCUGGUGAAUUGUGUUAAAUGGAAGAAAAGAUUUGCCUUCUUAUGUAAGAUGAGUGCUAAUGCAGGGACAGGGGUGUUGGAUCCAUGUGUUUUUCGGGUAUCUGUAAGAAAGGAGCUCAAAGGUGGGAAGACAUUUGCAAAGCUUGGGUUUGCUGAUUUAAACUUGGCUGAGUUUGCCGGUUCAGGAAGCACCACACGGCGCUGCCUAUUGGAGGGAUACAACACCAAAAACACACGUCAGGACAACUCUAUACUGAAGGUGAUAAUCAGUAUGCAGCUAAUGUCAGGUGAUCCUUGCUUUAAAAAGCCUCCAUCCACUGCAAUGACCAUUGGUUUUCCAGGAGAAAUCGAGACAUGUCUACAUGAGGACAGAAGAGGAGAGACACAGAGUGCAGCUAAAAUCUGUACAGAAAACCUAGGAAAAAGUUGCUUCAGUCAUGGUUCUGUUCCAGAUGAACUGGGAAAGUGUGGUCACUCAAGAACAGCCAGUUACGCCAGCCAACAGUCCAAGUUUUCCGGCUACAGCACGGGUCAUUCGCGCUCCUCCAGCCUGACGGAGCUCUCUCAUAGGAGGAACUUGUCUGUGGGCAGUGCCUCCACUGGGAUUGGCAGCCUACCAGAGCCCAGUGAGGACAGAGAGUCCCGCACACAGGCCUGCACACCUUUACCCCAGCACCACAGUGGGAUCACAGCCAACAGACACCCUGUAAAACAGGACUCGGUUGAGUCUCAGCUAAAGCGAGUGGAUGCUACCAGAGUGGAUGCUGAUGAUAUCAUCGAGACAAUCCUACAGGGCCAAGACUUCAGCCACAGCAUACUGGACUCCAGUAAUGAAGAGGAGGGUCUGCGACUGUUUGUUGGGCCAGGAGGCAGCACUGCACUGGGCUCUCAGCACACCAGGGUUGGUGCAGGAGCUUUUGAACAGGUGGUUAUAAAAUGCUAGACUGAACGUCCGUGGGGGAAGGUGAUGUAAUAUCCUGUGUCAAACGAGAGGACAGCAGUUGUCUUCAAUCACAAGUAGCAGUUCUAUUCUGGGCUCCUGACACAUGGGCUCUAGGAAUUUGUGGAAUCACUG
Molecule: messenger RNA, 1351 nt
Organism: Sinocyclocheilus anshuiensis
Lineage: Eukaryota; Metazoa; Chordata; Actinopteri; Cypriniformes; Cyprinidae
Product: protein FAM102B-like
Exons: 11
Coding region: 122-1219 (365 amino acids)
Source: RefSeq, a predicted model, not a curated record